AUGUUCAUCUCACACAUCCUCGUCGCCCUCACGGCUUUCGCAAGCAUUACAUCAGCCACCCCUUUCAGCAAUGGAAGAAGGGGAGAUGUAAAAGUGUUAGCAGGAGCACCUAUCAACUCUCUCAACCUUACUGUCAUUCCCGAUUCGCCCGUACAGGGUGAGAACGUCACGUUGAACUGGGGAUAUGGCGAUGCAGGUACGGCACCAUAUAACAUCCAAAUUGGUACAGGAGGAUAUUACGCCAAUUUAACAUGGUUAUACGAAUAUACCAAUCUGACUGAAACGAUCUUCACCUGGAACGUCAAUGUUACUGCUGGUGAAACUCUGGUAUUCCAACUAUGGGAUUCAACCAAUACUACCACCUACACCCAAAAUCAUAAAGUCCUUCCUCCCAGUAAUGAAACUUCUACAGCAACAUCAACAUCGAUUGAUAAUUCGACUAACCCAAGUAACGCAUCUACCAUCGAGCCUGUUACACCAACAGAGACGGCAGAGGGAGAGGAAGAAGAAGAAGAGUCAUUCUUGGGUGAAUUGUUAGCGGAGAUCCAAUCUAAAUUAGAUGGAUAG
Kwoniella mangroviensis CBS 8507 is the source of this 567-nucleotide messenger RNA. RefSeq lists its product as uncharacterized. The transcript is spliced from 3 exons. The coding region runs from base 1 to 567 and encodes 188 amino acids. The record is from RefSeq and is a predicted model, not a curated record. NCBI's taxonomy places the organism in Eukaryota, Fungi, Basidiomycota, Tremellomycetes, Tremellales, Cryptococcaceae.